Molecule: messenger RNA, 6204 nt
Organism: Tetrahymena thermophila SB210
Lineage: Eukaryota; Ciliophora; Oligohymenophorea; Hymenostomatida; Tetrahymenidae
Product: phosphatidylinositol 3-kinase
Exons: 11
Biological process (GO): telomere maintenance; DNA damage checkpoint signaling; protein phosphorylation
Cellular component (GO): nucleus
Molecular function (GO): protein serine/threonine kinase activity; protein binding
Source: RefSeq, a predicted model, not a curated record
AUGGAUAUAAUUAAAAGAUUAAAAAGCAAGGAGGCUAAGGCAUCUUAGUAAAACUUCGAACAAGCCAAUAGAUUAAACAGUAUAGAAUAGUCGAAUUAGAAGAACAGAGUUUAAGCUAAGUAGGAAGGAAUAUAAGGUUCUGGAUUUCUAUAAGUUCAAUAAAGUUUAAGUGUAAAUAGACCUAGUUCUAGCAAUAAUUUGAUGGAUUAGACUGCAUAAAUACAUAUUUAGAAGUAGGAUUCUAAUAGUGCAAAAUCAAGCAAAAGUUCUAUUUCAUAUAAUAGUGAAACUAAUUAUUUAAAAAUGAAUGCUCAACCUUCAAACAUAAAAGAGAGAGUAGAACAAAUUACUGAAGAGCCAGUUGAUGAACACUUAGAUUUUAAGUAUUAGAAGCUGCUUGAUGUGAUAAAAGGGAGUGGAGACAAAAAUAAUUUGGGAUUUUUGUAAUAAAAAAUUGAUUAUUUAACAAUGAUAAGUAACAGACUGUAGAUUAGUCUCUUUGACUUGCUGAAUUUGCUUCCAAGCAAGUACCUUGCGUAAUUGUUUUAAGAUUAUAAGCAAUAAGAGAAUGUGAUGGUGAACAUCAUUUUAGCAUCUGUUAGUGGAUUAUCUUAGCCAAAUAAAAUAUUCGAAGAUAUAAAAAUUGAUUUAGGUGAUAAAUUCGAUUACGAAAAUUAAUAUCUCAAAGCACACUGUUAAAAUUAUGAGGACUGUUUGAAUUAAGAUGAGUAAGAGCAGUAAUCGCUUGAGGACGACGAAGAAUUAGAAGAGCUGACUCCUUAAAUUAAAACAAGAAUUUUCUUUAGUAGAUAUAUAAUUCCGCUUGUUUUACACUAGCUGAUUGAUUUUAAGCAAGAUCCUUCGAUCCAAAUGAGCAGCAUUCUAGGUAGACUAGAAGAUAUCUAUGGCAUGCAACAAUCUCAAGCAUAACUUGGGAGUGCAUAAAACAUAAACACAUAAGAUUCGGGUGGCAGUCUCUCUCAAAACUCAAAUGCAUCUUAAAAUCUUUUCAUCCAAAAAGUUUAUAUAACAAAUCUAAGAGAGUUUUAUAGAUCAUUGAAGUUUUUCAUGGAGAAAAUAUAUAGAAAAAACAAUGAUAAAGCUCAAUAUGUUUUAUCUUACUUGUAAAAAAUAUGCAAAAACGAAAGAGACUAUGAGCUAGAUUAAACACUUUUUAGCUAUGAAGAUUUAAAAAGAGAUAGAAUUGUACUUUACAGAUUAGCUAUGAGUGGUACUAAAAAAUUACUAUUUAACUACCUGUAAGACAAAUAAAUUCUAACCAAGUAUGCUGGAAACUGUAUUUUUGACUUCAAGAAAAAGGAGAUAUUUUUGGAUUAUUACAAGAGAUUCAUCACACCUGCAGAAGCUUCCCUUUCUAAUGGAAUGGAUGAUACUGUAUUUAGAAUAUCAGCAAAUUUGGAAAAUUACUGUAGAGCUCUUCAAACUAGCUAGCAUAAAAUAUGCGCUUUAAGAAAUGCAAUUGCUUUAAUAAGGUUUUUAACUCCUUUUUUGGAGACAUUUUCUUCAUAAUUUAAUUAAUCUGCCACAAAUAAAUACUUGAUUAAAGCUGCAUGUUGGAGAAUUGUUAGAUUUAUUUUGUUUGUUCAUGAUGGAAGCAUUUCAUAUGUUGCUUUGGUAUUUCUUAUUUUUUGUUUUGAACUACUUUUCAGUGAAAGAAGUCUUUUGAAUUAAGAGCAUGAGAGAUUCUUACAUCUUCUACUCGCAUUUUUGCAUGUAUAUAGAAACAGAGAGGAUGCUUUGUUCAAAUAUUCGUAGUAAGUUGCUACAAGGAUCAUAAUGAAACUAAUUAAAAAGAUAAAUUAUAACAGUUCAGGUGACUCCUCUUCUUUGUCUUCAUCCAGAAAGAAAAUAAAUAUUCAAACUUCGUCUAAAAGCAGCAGCAAUUCUACUAAUAACUCUGAUCUAGACUAAAGUCAUCAAAUGAAAGACUACUGGUUUUUAAAUUACAACUAUCAUAGUUUGGAUGAAAAGUUUUAGAAAUAUUUCGCUUACAUUUCACAAAAAGACAUUUAUAGCAAAUAUAAUUAUAUAGAAAAAGAACUUAAAUAAAUCCAAGAAUAACCACUUAUCGAUGAAUAAGUUAUUUUAAUCUUAUCGUAUUUAAAGAAUUUGCUGCAGGAGCCUUAAGAUUUUACUCAAAUUAAAAUUUCAAAAAGUAUGUAAGAAGAACUAAAAAGUAAAAACUUAAAUGAGAUACAAUUGAAAAAAGAAAAAGAAAAGCUUUCAUUGAUUCACUUGUAAAAGAUUAAAGAAAAGAAAAAUGCAAUUUAUUUACAGUUGCUCAAUUUGCCAAAGCUUUCUGAUAAUAAAAAGAUUCUUGCAAAGAAUAGUCACUCAAUGAAUGCUCUUGUAAAAAUAAAGUAGGAGCUAUUAGUGGAUUGUCUUGGCUUAAUUGGGCCAGUAUAACAGCAUGACUUUCAGGAGAAUUACUAAGAUAUCCUCCCAAUCAACCUCACACCUGCUGAUCUAAAAGAAAAAAUAAAAUCAUUUUUAAAUGUCAAUAUCUUUAACACAGACAUACCUCUAGUUUCUCUCUGUAUUUGCAAAGAGUACGUAGAAAAUAAAUUCACAGGCAAAAGAAAAAAACUAAAUGAGAGAAUUUAAAAUAGCUUUUUGAGUGCAAACGAAGCAAGUAAAUCUCAAGAUGAUAUGGAAGAAAGAUCUAACAUGCUGAAUGCAUCUUUUAGCUCAAGAGGAAUAAAUGAAAAUACAAAUGGAAAUGCUACUAAUUUAGAUCACAGUAUUAUUCACCAAUAAAAGCAAUAGUUUAAUCUUAUGCAAUGGCUAGCAGAGCUGAUUAUGAAGAUGAAAAAGUAGGAUGAAACCAUUAAAAUUAUUGAGGGAUGCAUGGAACUAAUGGCAAACAGUGACUUAGGAGAGUUUUUAACUCCUUAUAUAAUCUUCAAAUAUAUCAAUAGCACAGAAAAUAGUCAUUUAGAAAUUAUCCCAGUUAUAAACAAGAUAUUAGAAGAAGGCCAUCACAAUCACAAGUUAAUUAUAACCAAAACACUCAUCAACUUAGACACUUGGUUCAGGUAAGAGCUCAAAUAGGAAAAAUAAUAAAAUUAUGACCCUUUCAGACCACAAAGUAUUAUGCAUUCAGAAUCUCCAAAAAAUAGAUUUAUAAGAAAUUUUGCAUUCAUAAAGAGAGGUAUUUCUACAUAGGUGUAUUGCAAAACGUUAGUUGAAAUGAGUGAGCAUAAAGGUGCUAUUUAACUGCUUGAAUAAGAACUAGAAUAAUAAGAUAUAUAAUUAUUGAACCUCACUGACGCUUAGGAGAUCAAGAAUAUAAAAAAGCUUAGAACACAUUACAUUUAUCAAUUAUAUAAUAUUUAUAAAGAAGUGAAUGAAGAUUAUAAAAAUAUUGAUGUAGUUGAAAUGAUGAGAAAAUUAGAUUUAGAUGAAACAGAAAUCAAGAAAUACCAAGAUAUUAAUUUAAAGCAGAAAAAUGAUGGUUUAUGCCCAGAAAUAUACGAAGAUAUUGUGGAUAGAAAUUUUAGAGAUGAAGAAUCCUAAUAAAAAUUAAUUAAUUUGCUUUCCAAAAGCAUUCCAGAUUUUGCAUCUUAGAAUUAAGAUUUUGCAUUUUAGAAAUAUUUGAGAAGCAUCUGCUGGGGAUUUUAAAAGAUAUUGAACUAUGAAAAAAAUAACAGCUUUGACAAUAUGUUUUAGUAAUUAAAAUCUGCAAUUCAAAAAUUGAAAUAUGCUUUCAGUUUACAAUUAGUUAACGCAAAAUGUUGUUAUGACAGUAAAUUUUCGGUAUUAGUAAAGAUUUAGGUGCUUUUAAAUGUUGAAACAAUGCUAAAAAUAUAAAAAUUUUAAAAAGACUACUCAAAGUUGGCUAAAAAUGGAGAUAUUAUUUUCGAUUAGACUUCUUUCUCUUUUGAUGAAUCUUAACCAGAUUAUCUUCUCAAAUUAACUGUUAAAUCUAAUUCCCAAGGAUUUCCAAACAAUAAUACUUCCUCUUUAGGUGGUAGUCGUAUUACAUACAACUAAAUAAUAAACUAGUAUUCUGUUUUUAACUUAAUUCAAGCUCUGUAAUAGACUUCUAAGUUGUUACUCAGUUAUGAUUAAGAGUGCUAUUUAAGAAUAGUUUACAAUUAUUUAAUAUGCGUCCUAUACAACUAAUGCAAAGAAUACAGAAAAAUUUACAUAAAUUCUUUGUUUAGACUCUCCAAAUACUACUAUAAAAAAGAAAAAUACUCUGAUGCUUUAACUAUUUUGAAGAGAGCUAAAUAGGUUUGGAAGGAAAAAAAAGAUUCAUUUUCUUCUUAGGAAAUAUACACUCUUUAGGCAAAGAUUGAAAAGAAACUGGGAAAUAUAAAGAAAGCUAUUCAUAAGCUAUAAAAAUUUGAUGGAAUUGAUUUUAAAAUAAAGAAAGUUACUUAUAAAUAUCAACAUAAUUUCUAGAUUUUCUCUGAGUCUUUAAUCCACAGCGAGUUUAUUAAGUUAGUUCAGUAAAAUUCUGAAAGUGAGAAAUUGUGUUUCAAGUAUGCAAAGUUUAUAGAUGAAAAUGAAUUAAUAUCAGACAACCCUAAUGACAAAGAGAUUGACCAAAAAAUAAAAGCUAUUUAGCUCUAUCUCUUAGCAGCAUCAAAUGGACAUUAAUACAUUCAUCAGUCUCUUCCAAGAGCAAUACGCUUGCUAGUAGAACUUUUUUAGGAUGUGGCAAAUUUGUAAACUAAAAAAGCUCAGCUUGUCAAGCAAAAAUUUGACAAAAAUUUCUUAUAAAUAUCCGAAACUUGCAAUAAAAUAGAAACCUUCAAAUUAACCAGUGUUGUCAAUCAGCUAACCUCGCAUAUCACAAUACCUUAUUAGUAGUGUGCUAAUUUAUUUAUUGAUCUCCUGGCAAAAGUAGGUGCUGAAUAUCCUGACUAAAGUGUCUGGUGGUUAUUACCUCUUAAAUACAUGUACUAAAUGAUUAGCAAUUAAAGCUCUGUGCAAAAGGAUGAAUAUACUGAAUAAAGAGCUUCUGCUAUUCUUAAAAAGAUUAAUGAAAUAAAUCCAUCAAGUUAUGAACAAAUAAAUAGAGUUUCUAACUUCUACUACAAUUUAUUAAAUUUUGCAAUUAAAGCGCCAGACGGAUCUAGUACUACUAUGAAAAUCGAAAACUACUUGGUAAAAUCACUGGCUAACCUGAGACUGAUUCUUCCCAAAAAGGAAUACAUUUUCCCAAAGAUGCCAUAAAGCAGAAAUGUAGAACCUAAUUAUAAUCCUUACCAUAAUAAUCCAGUAUACAUGGAAAAGUUUGAUGAUGUUGUCAGAAUUAUGAGCUCCAAACAAAAACCAAAACUCUUAACUGUUUAAUGUUCUGAUGGAACUAAAAAGAAAUUUUUAAUCAAAUCUCAAACUCAAAGUGAAAAUGUCUACGAGCAGAGAACAAGUGAGUUGAUUUCAUUCUUGAACCUUAUUCUUUACAAAGAAUAACUUGGAUUUUAUGAAAUGCCUUCUUAUACAAUUCUAAGAUUAAACAGCUAAAGCUGCAUUGUAGAAUGGGUUGAUGAUACACUAACUUUAAAGACGAUUUUAGAUUAGCUGUGGUAAGAGAAGAAGCAAAAGAGCUAGUUCUAUUAAUUAAAACUAGACUCAGAUAAAUUAAGCAGAGAAGAAUGGAAUAAACAAAAGAGCCUUCCUUCUGUAUUUUAAGACUUCUUCAACUAACGAUUCCUUGAUUCUUAAUAAUGGUACACAGCAAAAGAAAACUACUUGAGGACUUAUGCAUCAUGGUGCAUAUUAGGCUAUCUUAUUGGACUUGGAGAUAGACACACUGAUAAUAUAUUAAUUAAAAAAAUUAAUGGUGAAAUAGUCCAUAUUGACUACGCUCUUAUCUUUGGUUCAGGUAAAUAGCUUAAUGUUCCAGAAACUAUUCCAUUUAGAUUAACAAAAAAUAUGGAAUUUGCUUUGGGUUCUUUCAAGUCUUAUGGUCUCUUUAGAAAAGCCAUGAUAGACAUUUGUAUGUGUUUCUCAAAACAUUUGGAUGAUAUCAUUGGCUUUUGGGAUUGCUUUACCAACGAACUAGAGGGAUGUAAAAAAACAAACUUUAACCAGCUAUGCAAUCAAAUUAAGAAUAGAAUUAAAAUGACUAACUUUAAAUCAACUGAAGAAGGCAUAGACAGUCUUAUUUAGAUCUCUAAAGACGAUUAUUGUCUAAGAGACAUGUUCAAAGGCUGGUGGCCUCAUGCAUGA